GUGGUGCGGAGCUGAGGGCGACUACAACGUGAUGGUCAUGGAGCUGCUGGGGCCCAGCCUCGAGGACCUGUUCAACUUCUGUUCCCGCAAGUUGCGGCGGCGGCGGCGGCGGCGGCUGGCCGACCAGAUGAUCAGCCGCAUCGAGUAUGCGGCGGCGGCGGCGGCGGCGGCCCGGGACGUCAAGCCCGACAACUUCCUCAUGGGGCUGCGGCGGCGGCGGCGGCGGCGGCACAUCAUCGACUUCGGCCUGGCCAAGAAGUACCGGGACGCCCGCACCCACCAGCACAUUCCCUACCGGGAAAACAAGAACCUGACCGGCACAGCUCGCUACGCUUCCAUCAACACGCACCUGGGCAUUGCGCAAAGCCGUCGAGAUGACCUGGAGAGCCUGGGCUACGUGCUCAUGUACUUCAACCUGGGCUCCCUGCCCUGGCAGGGACUCAAAGCAGCCACCAGCGGCGGCGGCGGCGGCGGCGGCAGUGAGAAGAAGAUGUCAACACCCAUUGAGGUCCUGGCGGCGGCGGCGGCGGCGGCAUUCUCAACAUACCUCAACUUCUGCCGCUCCCUGCGGCGGCGGCGGCGGCGGCGGCGGCCUUACCUACGUCAGCUCUUCCGCAACCUCUUCCACCGCGGCGGCGGCGGCGGCGGCGGCGUCUUCGACUGGAACAUGCUGAAAUUCGGUGCAGCCCGGAACCCCGAGGACGUGGGCGGCGGCGGCGGCGGCGGCGGCCGCGAGGAGAGGAUGGGGCAGCUACGGGGGUCCGCGGCGGCGGCGGCGGCGGCGGCGGCACCCACGGGGGCCACUGCCAACCGGCUCCGCAGUGCGCGGCGGCGGCGGCGGCGGCGGCCAGCCUCCCGCAUCCAGCCAGCUGGCAAUACUUCUCCCAGAGCGAUCUCACGGGUCGACCGGGCGGCGGCGGCGGCGGCGGCGGCGCACAGGGGCGCGCCCGCCAACGUCUCCUCCUCAGAGCGGCGGCGGCGGCGGCGGCGGCCCCGGAUCCCAGCCUCACAGGUGAGCUGCCCCCCUGCCAGUCCCUCUGGGCCUCACAACUGAGCUAGAGACCCCCCAGGGUGAGGUCAGGC
Cercocebus atys (sooty mangabey) is the source of this 1083-nucleotide messenger RNA. RefSeq names its product casein kinase I isoform epsilon-like. The record is from RefSeq and is a predicted model, not a curated record. Lineage: Eukaryota; Metazoa; Chordata; Mammalia; Primates; Cercopithecidae. Gene Ontology annotation, biological process: endocytosis; signal transduction; peptidyl-serine phosphorylation. Bases 32 to 1054 code for a protein of 340 amino acids. Gene Ontology annotation, cellular component: cytoplasm; nucleus. Gene Ontology annotation, molecular function: protein serine/threonine kinase activity; ATP binding. The transcript has 6 exons.